AUGUUUCCCGUGAAGCGCUGGGACGGGCUUUACGAGGCGCUCCCCUCGUCGUACCUCCACGUCUCCACUCCGCCGCUCAAGCCUCCGCCCACCUUUCCGCUCACUCCCGCUUCCGCCCCGCCGUUUCCCGCGCAUAAAACACUUGAGACGCCUUUCGGUGGCGAGAAGGCGGAUCGAUUAGCGGAGAGCAUUGAUCGGCGCAAAGUUGGGGGAAAGACUACUGGAGGAUCGACUGUCGUUGGCGGAGGCGUCGAAAGAGCUAAGGACGAGAAUUCUGCGGCGGAAAUUGCGGGAGGAAGCGGUAGUGAAACGAAGAAGAAGAAGAGGAAAAAGGGAAAGCGGGAGGUAGAGGAAAGGGGCGCGGAAGGUGCGAGUGCUCUGACUGCGACGGUAAAAGACUCGCACGACGUCGCACGUGACGUGGCGGGAGAGCGGGCAGGGAAUGCGCUAGGUGGCGAGGGCGGGGGUUUGGGGUUCGCACUAGAUGCAGCGCAAGGGCUUAGAGAUGGCAGUGGGGAGCUGGCACAGGGAGGUCCAGUGGGUAGGGGAAAGGACAAGAAGAGGAAACGGACGCGGGAGGAUGUUGGGAGUGCGAGCUGUGCUGCGGUUCAAAGCGGUGGGGAGGGGGAAGGUGAAGCAGGGGGCGGAGGAGGGUUUGAGCGAGGUACAGGGUUUGGGGGUGUAGCGCAUGCGGAGCAGGAAGACUCGGAACAGAAAGAGGGUUUAGGGGAUGGCGAGGGAAAGGCGAAAAGGAAAAAGGAGCGGAAGGGGAAGGGGGCUGGGCGAGGGAAGCAGGAUGGGGCCAUGGAUGGCGGGGAAGACACGGUGGUGGUAGCAGCAAACAUGGCAGCGGAGGGCGAUGGAGCGAGGGAGAGGGGCGAAGAGGGCAAUGAAGCAGGGGACGAUGGUGAUGAUGGCGUUGCGGGUGCAGAGGCGGCUCUUCAGGCACCUUCUAAGCCGCAAGCAGCAGCAAAAAAGGGAGGGGGAGGCGGAGGGGCAGGGGGAGGGGGAGGUGCGGUGCUGCCGUGGAUGCGGGCGCCAGUGAAGUGCUCCACAGCUGAUGCCGUUCCUCUAGCUUCGGUUCCGAACCUAGACAAGCGCCUCCUGCGCGCCCUCGCCCCGGCCGGCAUUUCUUAUCUCUUUCCCGUGCAAGCCACAGUGUGGCGCGAACUACUGGGGUUACCUGGUAACCACCCCCACGCCCAUGGAAAAACAACACCUGGGAAGGGGAAGGAUGGGGGAAUAGGGAGAGCAGGCGCUGGUGAUGGGGGGAGGGGGGGGCGGAGAGGGGGAGUUGCGCAGGCGGAGUGGGAGGGCGGGGAGGAGCGGGAGGUGGCGGGGCUGCGGGUGGCGUCGCACGACUUAUGUGUGUGUGCGCCGACAGGGAGUGGCAAGACACUGGCGUAUGCGCUGCCAGUGGUGCAGGCACUGGCAGGGCGCGUGGUGCGGCGAGUGCGGGCCGUGGUGGUGCUGCCCACGCGAGACCUCGCUGCUCAGGUGGGUGUUGAGGUGCGGCUGCGGUUGCACACACACGCUGCUGCCUUGCACGGAGACCUACCUCGCCUCGUCCCUUCCCCACUUCUCCAGCAACCAUCAACCUCACUGACCCACCAUUUCCUUCCAGUGUUAUUAGUCUCCCCCUCGAACACACCCUUUCUGUCUCCCCUCUCUCCCCUCCUCGACUCCACCACCAUGCCGUUCUUCCUGCCUCGCCAGGUGAAGCAUGUGUUUGACACCAUCGCGCCAGCUGUCGGCCUCUCAGUGGCUCUCAUCAACGGCCAAUCAUCGCUCGCUGACGAGGCAACCCACCUCGUGCCGCACCCCGCCGUCCGUGCCGGCCCCUUGGGUCUCCUCAGUCGUUCAAGCUACAGCCAGGGAAGCGGCUACAGCAGUGGCGGUGGGUGUAGCGGGGCGGAUAUCGUGGUGGCAACACCGGGGCGGCUGGUGGACCAUCUGAGGGGCACUCACGGCUUCUCCCUCGCUCACCUGCAGUUCCUCAACUUCGUUUACAUUCUCUCCAAUCUUCUCUGUCCCAUGCCCUCCCUGCUUCCUCUCGUGUCCCCCAUGCGCCCCCCUGCUUCCUCUCGUGUCCCUCAUGCGCUCCGUCAGGUGGUGGACGAGGCAGACCGGCUGCUGCGCCAGUCCUACCACGACUGGCUUUCUCUCGCCCUCACCCUGUCCCCACUGUGCCUCCUCUGUCCCCUCUUCCUCCCCAUACCUCCCUGGCUGCACCCCCUGCACCUCGUCUUGCCCCCAUCAGUUGCCGGCAUGCAUGCUGACGUGACAGUGAGCACGGCAGGUCCGGGCGGCGGCAUGCAAGCACGUGGCGGUGGCAGCAUGGGCGGUGCUCUCCCCACGCCAUUCAUCCACGGGCUGCGAUCCCUUGCCACCUGUGCCCCCUCCCUCCUCUCUGUGCCUGACAUUGAACGGCAUCGAGUCAUCAAGCUAGUGUGCUCCGCCACACUCACCCGCGACCCCUCCAAGAUCCAACGGCUCAGAUUGCACCGCCCGCUCUUCAUCUCCUCCGCCGCCCACCUGCUCGCCUCCGCCAUGCUCCGCCACGUGGCGGCUGGGGGGGCGCGCCAAGCUGGCUCCACUGCUGACGUGGAUGCUGACGUGGACGGUGGUGAUGUGGCUGCUGAAGAAGGGAUGGAGGAGGGAAGGGAGGAGGAGGAGGAGGAGGGGGAGGAGGAGGAAGGGGUGUGUCCACGUGCGAGUGACAAGCCCCUGCUGCUCGCAGCGCUGCUCAAGCAGCUCACUGCAGGGGAGGGGGCGGGGGUGGGGAUGGGCGCGCAGGAGGGGAAGAGCGAUGCAGCUGCCAGCACUGGCGCUCCUGUUGCCGCACGGGCCCGGCAGCUGACGCUGGUGUUUGCAUCGUCGCUGCAGGCAGCACACCGCCUCUUCCUGCUGCUCUCCGCCUUCCCCCCCGCCUCCCUGCCCUUCGCCUUUGCUGAGUUCUCCUCCCGCCAGCCGCAGCGCCAGCGCAGUGCCAUUCUAGACCGGUUCCGGAGGGGCGAGGUGCAAGUGCUGGUGGCCAGUGACGCCAUGACACGUGGCAUGGACGUGGAGGGCGUGUUCAACGUUGUCAGCUACGAUGCACCUGUGUACCCAAAGACCUUUGUUCACCGGGCAGGCCGAACUGCCCGGGCGGGCAGGCCGGGGCAUUGCUACACAAUUCUGAGGAAGCAGGAGGUGCGGCACUUCAAGGCGGUGCUGGGGAAGGUGGGAUGCACAGACUGCCCACAGAGCAAGGCGCCCUCGCACCUCAUGGAGGGGCUUAGGGAGCACUACGAUGCUGUGGGAGGCGCCGCAGCGGCAAGGGCAAGGGGGGCAAGGGUGGUGGUGGUGGCGCUGGGUGGUGGAGGUGGCGGCGGUGGAGGUGGUGGUGGCAAUGGUGGUGGUGGUGGUAGUGGCGGCGGUGGCGGCGGUGGUAGCUCAUCUGCUUCUAGUGGGAGGCGCUGCAGCGGCAAAGGCAAGGGUGGUGGAGGUGGCGGCGGUGGAGUGGCGGCAGUGGAGGUGGUGGUGGCGGUAAUGGUGGUGGUAGUGGCGGCGGUGGCGGCGGUGGUAGCGGUGGUGGCGGCGGCGGGGGCGGUGGUGGCGGCGGUGGAGGCGGUGGUGGCGGCGGUGGCGGUAGUGGAGGCUCUGGGGGUGGACAGCGGCAGCAGUAGCGCUGGCCUGAGACGCUCACGCCCCAGCAGCUUCGUGAGUGGCUUGCUCAGCGUGGCCCUUCAGGGGGUAGUGUUCAUUGCCCGUACAUCAGGCAUACAGGUCUCCGAGCUGGUUUCCCCUGUGGGAAGGUUGGACACUCUGAGCCCUGUUGCUUCUUCCAACUCGAGAAUGCUUGGCGCACCGAGUACGGUGUUGACGCUAAGAUCCCCAACUGGUUAG
Closterium sp. Yama58-4 is the source of this 3888-nucleotide messenger RNA. Lineage: Eukaryota; Viridiplantae; Streptophyta; Zygnematophyceae; Desmidiales; Closteriaceae. The record is from the annotation of a GenBank genome assembly.